AUGGAGACGUCCACAGCUUCUACACAGCAAGCCAAUGCAGCACAUGGACCGCAGUCAUCUCGUCGAAGGCCCAGGCCCAGAGAUGGGAAGUCGAAUGCCGCACCUGCGUUGCGCAACCAGGCCAUUGUCCAAGCCCCCACUGCCCGGGUGGUCACCAAACCUGAAGCUUCAUCACAAACCAAGGAUCCACGCGAGUACCGCAUCGAGCAAAUACGGCGGCGGUUCAAACCUAUAGAAACCACCCUGCCAGAUGGAACAACGUCACUCUUGUUCAAACUCAAGCCAUCGGACCCUGAUUUCCCCUUUGAAAUGUCAGAUCUCGAAUGUGAUCUGCGGGUGCCGAAAGCGUAUCCCAACCAGAAGCCAUCUCUACUGGUGAAGAACAAGAACAUCCCCAAAGGCUCAAGCCUGAAUGUCGAAAAGGGCUGGGACAACCUGGUGGAGAAGAGAAGGGGCAAGGGCGCAACACUUCUCAGCCUUGUCAAUGCGCUUGACAGGUCCAUGGAGAGCUUUCUAUCACAGAAGCAAGUCGAGACGAUCAAGCUGGUAUCUUUCCAAGGGAACAAUGAUGCAGCACCGCAGGCAGAGACAUCGAGGCCCGUGUCGCCAAAAAAGCCUGCACCCCGAGCGCAGCCUUCAUCGGCGACUACGCUUCCAGAGCGACCAGCUGCUGCCACCGCGACGAGACCAGCGCUUCCACCGCUCGAGCCUGAGCCCUGGUUCAAGCCACAGCAGAUUGAGGAAGCCAAGGCACGGCGGUCCAAAGAGAUUCGACAAGUGGACAGUCGCAUGGCAGGUGUCCCUGGCUACUCGAGGUCCAAGGACGGUAUUGUAUUCACCAUGCCACUGCAGAUUGAAGACAGAGAACGACUGCCGCUGUCUCUCAAGUCAGUACAGUCUGCUUUGUUCAUUGUCCCCCUUCUGUAUCCCCUGCAGAACCUCAGGAUUCAUUUCAAUGAGGUUGAGGAGGAGGUGGCCGAGCCUAUUGAGGAGUUGUUUGCCCACAUUGCCGCGGAGAAGAAGGAUACAAACCUCAUGGGUUACCUAAACUACCUGUGUGGCAGGCUUCACCAACUUCCAGACAAAGUGGCAAUGGCCAAGGUCGAAGCAGUCAGACGGCAAGUACUGGCUCCUCAAGUGUCGGCGCCCAAGAAGUCCGCAGAAGAAAAGGUAUUGGACAAGAAGGACGCUGAGCUGUACGGUGUGCAAUCAGAGAAGCCUCACGUGCAGUUCAUCGCAAGACCACCAGAGUGGGACUCCCCAUCUCGUCAGGGAGAUGAGCUCCUCUCAUCUGAAUCCGAGGAUACAGAUGACGGCGGCGUGGACGUCGAGUACUCCGAAGAAGAGGCCGCGGCUCCCAUGGUGGAGGAGACGCCGGAGCGAGGCACCAUGCUCAGUUUCCCCAACAUCGCGCUUUACGGUAUCGAGCUCCUGCAGUUGACCACAUUGAGCCUACAGGUCAAAUGCGAGCGUUGCAAGGAGAUGAAUGAUUUCAAUCGCCUGAAGCCCAACGAGGAGAGAAAGUCCAGCUGUCGCAAAUGCACAACACCCCAUACUGCCACCUUCCGACCGACGUUGAUUCACGAGCACUCAACGAGAGCUGGGUUCAUCGACUUGUCCGGCUGCAAAGCGGCUGACAUGCUGCCUAGCCCCUUUAUCCCGACAUGCCAGAACUGCUCGUCCGCGAACCACGAACUUGUCUCCGUCCGCGGCGAGUCCAUCACCAACGUCUGCCGCGUGUGCCACGCCAAGUUCACCUUCAAGAUCCCCGAGGUGCGCCUCCUGCUUAUCACGCCCGGCUCCCUGCCACCACCAGACAUGCCCAAGCGCAAGCAGGAGCGUCUCGGCCUGCGCAUCGGCGAACAGCUUCCGGAUCGCGGCUCCUGCGCGCACUACAAAAAGUCGUACCGCUGGUUCCGCUUCUCGUGCUGCAACAAGGUGUAUGCCUGCGACAAGUGCCACGACGCAAAGGAGGACCACAUCAACGAGUGGGCGAACCGGAUGCUCUGCGGCUGUUGCAGCCGCGAGCAGAACUACAACCCGGAGGCGUGCAACUACUGCGGGCGCAGCGUCAUUGGGAAGAAGGGCAGAGGCUUCUGGGAGGGCGGCAAAGGCACGCGUGAUCAAAGACUGAUGAGUCGCAAGGACCCCAGAAAGUACAAGAGGAUAGGUACAGGCGCGGCGAUUAAGAAGGAUUGA
Emericellopsis atlantica is the source of this 2199-nucleotide messenger RNA. RefSeq lists its product as uncharacterized. The transcript has a single exon. The coding region runs from base 1 to 2199 and encodes 732 amino acids. Gene Ontology annotation, molecular function: zinc ion binding. The record is from RefSeq and is a predicted model, not a curated record. NCBI's taxonomy places the organism in Eukaryota, Fungi, Ascomycota, Sordariomycetes, Hypocreales, Bionectriaceae.